AUGGAAUCGUUUUCGUUUGGUGUUGGACUUACUAAAAUCAUAUGCAAGUAUUCUGGAACAUUAAAGAAGUUUCUUGGGAAAUCUACUUGUUCUUCAGAUGGUAAUAUGAAGGUCAUCUUCAAUGAUUUCCCUCGUGGAGUUGAAUGUUUUGAGCUUGUAUCAAUUUGCUACAGCAACUGUCAGUUCACUGUGGUACCUUCGAAUAUAGUCUUGAUCCAUUAUACUGCUAAGUUUAUGGAAGUCACUAGUGUCUUGAAACAGAGUGAGAAGUGUAUGAAAGAGAUUAGGUAUUGGGCUUAGCCAAAGGUUUUUCUUGGUCUAAAACAGUGUCAGCAACUUGAAAUAUCCUCUGAAACUGAUUCUUUAGCCGAACUAAUGGAUGCGCUUGUGGAGAAACUUGAACUGAGUCCCUCUAGUGCUGCUUCUGCUUGUUCACCUUCACCAGAUAGCAGCUUGCUUCGGUUUUCUUGUGACAGUAAAAUCACAGAGAGUUUCAAGAAUGGGUCUUCACGGAUACCAUGGUGGUUCAGUGAGGUUCUUGUUUUAUGUCCUAGUUUGGUUGCAAUGUUCUUGAAGCUGAUGAUAGCGCGAAAAUUCGAUAAUCUUACCAUAAGCAGGUUCUUAUUCUAUUACCAGAAGGUCAAGCUCUGUUCGGAGUCUUGUAAUGAGAAAAGAGAGAUUCUUGAAACCAUCAUCCAUACUCUUUACGUGUUAGAUCGAAGCUGUGUUCGUCACAAGAGCCUCUUCGGUGUUUUGAGGCUUGCUCUUGCAUUGAACAUAAAAAAAAGUCUUAUGAACAAGCUGGAGCUUAUGAUUGGUCAGCAACUGGAUCAAGCAACACUUGACAAUCUUCUUGUUCCGUCUCCAUUGAAGUCUAGUCACUUGUACCACGUGAAUUUUGUUCAUAGAUUCGGAAAAGCUUUCCUCAGCGAGGCAAAGAGAGGAUGACAACGGAAGAAGGUGGCAAGCUUAGUUGAUCAGUACAUAGCUGAAGUAGCACCUGAUCCUUUCUUGAAACCUUCAAAGGUUCUAUCUCUCCUCACUCUCAUUCCAGAUUCAGCAAGAGAGACUCAUGAAGAUAUCUACGAUAUGUAUCUUGAGGUAAAUUUCAAGAAUCAUCUCAAAAAUACAAAAAUGUAGAAAUAAGUUUUAUGAUCAUUUUCUUUGGCUCGUUCAGGCUCACGCUGGAU
This is a messenger RNA of Brassica rapa (field mustard), 1190 nucleotides long. RefSeq names its product BTB/POZ domain-containing protein At3g22104. The record is from RefSeq and is a predicted model, not a curated record. Lineage: Eukaryota; Viridiplantae; Streptophyta; Magnoliopsida; Brassicales; Brassicaceae.